AUGGCCGAAUUCCAAUCGUUGAACCACUUGGAAGUGACGCGGUGUCAUUGGACAGCCCUCGAGAAGAUAGUCUCUGGCGAAGUCAUCGUGAUUGAUGGGACAACACUUGAUAUUCCGCACGUUGUUGCGGUCGCCAGGAACGGAUGUAUACCACAACUGACGUCGGAUCAAUCUGUUACGGAUCGAAUGGCUGCUAGUGUCGAUGUCUUGAUGAACCAUCUAGCUGAGGGCCGCCAUGUUCACGGGGUUAACACUGGCUUCGGUGGAAGCGCCGACUCACGCACCAAUGACUUAUUUGCACUGCAAGCGGCUCUGUUGCAACUGACCCAGGCCGGAGUGCUGAUAAAAACCGAUAAAGAUGAUAAUGCAGGAAGUAGCAUCCUUGCAUCCCAAGCGAUGCCGACUGCUUGGGUGAAGGCGAUAAUGCUAGUUCGGUGCAAUGUAACCGCUCGUGGUCAUUCCGCUGUCUCUCUACCCGUCAUACACUCGAUACUUGCUCUUUUUCGCCAUGGUAUCACCCCUAUUGUUCCUUUAAGGGGUUCCGUCUCGGCCUCAGGUGACCUCAUGCCUCUAUCCUAUGUUCCUGGUGCUAUCGAGGGGAGUCCCGACGUAUUUGUACGCAUGAAAAGCAAAUCGGCCGCCCUGGUGGAUCCAGCGAGAGUUAUGACCGCAAAAGACGCCCUCAAAGCUGUCGGAGCAGAUGUCAGAACUUUAGGGCCAAAGGAAGGAUUGGGACUUGUGAAUGGUACAUCUGCUUCCGCAGCUCUGGCUAGUCUAGUGAUCUAUGAGUCUCAUCAUCUAGCACUCCUAACGCAAGCUCUCUCUGCAAUGGCCUGCGAGGCGUUGCUAGGCACUUCAGAAAACUUCCACUCGUUCAUUGCAGAAGUCAGGCCUCACGCUGGUCAGAUUGAGAGUGCCCUGAACAUCUUCCAAUUGCUUCAGGGAUCCAAGCUUACCCAGGAUACCUUGGGCAAGGAAAAUCGGCAGACGUCUGGCCUCAUCCAAAACAGAUACGCCGUACGAAGCGCUUCGCAGUGGAUCGGGCCACAGCUUGAAGACCUACUCCUUGCAGACCGCCAAAUCAGAACAGAGCUCAACUCGUCCAGCGACAAUCCACUUGUAGACACCAAAACACAAGCUAUUUAUAACGGCGCCAACUUUCAAAGAACGUCCAUCACAUCAGCUAUGGAGAAGACGCGCUUAUCGCUUCAAAUGUUCGGGAAGCUCCUCUUCUCACAGGCCACCGAGCUAAUCGACCCAAGCCUCAGCAACGGCCUCCCCACAAACCUGGUAGCCGACAAUUCGAGCCUCUCGUUCACCAUGAAGGGCGUCGAUAUCAGCAUGGCUUCUUACAUGUCUGAGCUUGCAUAUCUCGCAAAUCCAGUCAGUUCCCAUGUUCAGGCAGCUGAGAUGCACAACCAGUCGGUCAACUCCAUGGCUUUUGUUUCAGCUCGGUACACUAUGCAGGCGGUAGAGUUGCUAUCACUGCUGUGCGCCUGUAGCUUGUAUAUUUGUUGCCAAGCUCUCGAUCUUCGAGCUAUGCAUUUGUCGUUCUUGUCCGAGCUGCGACUUGUGCUCCCCUCUCGAACUUCGUCUCUGUUUGCACACGUGCUUUCAGAAGAUGAGUUGAAUGCUUUGAAUACGUCUUUGGAUGGGCAUGUAAGUUCAUCUUGGCAAUCUAGCUCGCGCCUCGAUGCCAAGGACAGAUUUCAAGUCACCGUUGACACUUCUUUACCCAUCAUACUAAAAUAUAUCGUUACGCAUGGAAGUACUGGGCCAGUGAUUGAUAAUGCCGUCCUUAUAGAGAAGUGGAGAUCUGAGAUAGUCCAAACAAUGAAGUCCAUCUACGAAUCGUCAACAACCGCAUUCUUCAAGAAGCAACACACAGCCGACCUACUCGGAGUUGGUUCCAAGACACUAUAUCUGGCUAUUCGACAACAGUUAGCUGUUCCUUUUCACGUGGGACUUGUAGAGCACCCCACAGCAAAAAGCUCCUCCAUCAACGGGCGCUCCAAAAAGACAAUCGGAUCCUGGAUCUCGAUUAUCUACGCGGCGCUGCGUGACGGAAGACUUCAUGGGACUCUCAUGGGCGCUUUCCCUGCUGUGCAGGAUAGUGUCAAGUCUCGCCUCUAG
Molecule: messenger RNA, 2133 nt
Organism: Lachnellula hyalina
Lineage: Eukaryota; Fungi; Ascomycota; Leotiomycetes; Helotiales; Lachnaceae
Gene: cctP
Product: Phenylalanine aminomutase (L-beta-phenylalanine forming)
Exons: 4
Coding region: 1-2133 (710 amino acids)
Biological process (GO): L-phenylalanine catabolic process
Cellular component (GO): cytoplasm
Molecular function (GO): ammonia-lyase activity
Source: RefSeq, a predicted model, not a curated record